Messenger RNA from Sphenostylis stenocarpa, 3033 nucleotides. Lineage: Eukaryota; Viridiplantae; Streptophyta; Magnoliopsida; Fabales; Fabaceae. The record is from the annotation of a GenBank genome assembly.
AUGAACCACAAGCCAUGGCAUUGGAGGAAAAAAUCUAUGGAGAAAACAAUCUUUGCAGUGGACAAAGGUGUCACUCCCUCUAGACCCACUGAAGAAGAGAUACACAAACUUCCAACAACUAAAGAAUCUGGAUUGGAAAGAUCAUCACAAAAUCUAAAUAAGAAGUUGGCAACAGUCCUCCUUGAUUCUCAUUCUGGAGAUGACCCUUUAUCAAAACAUGACCAAAAGUCCCAAACGGAAACUAAAGGCAAGGACAAGACAAAACAGGAAGUAGAAUCUGUUGAAGACUUAGAUGAAAAGGCGUCUUCUGUAAGUGUUACUCCUGAAGAUGCAACGUUGGAGGAACCUUUGCAUCCACCAAGCUGUGUUCAAGAAGAACAAGAGAAGAAGUUUAGUGGUGCCAUUUCAAAGAUAUCUAUAGAGCAUGAGAAGAUUCAGAAAGAAUUGGAAGAGAAGUUGAGGGAAACAAGUAAAAGGAUAGAUGACCUAACUGCCGAGAAUACUCAUCUUGGUAAUGCCUUGCUAACCAAGGAGAACUAUAUUGGGGACCUGCUAAAAUGUAAACAAGAAACAGAUGCUGAGUUUAGUACAUUGAUGGCUAGGUUAGACUCCACAGAAAAGGAAAAUUCUUUCCUAAGAUAUGAGUUUCACGUGCUGGAGAAGGAACUAGAGGUCCGGAAGGAGGAGACAGACUAUUGCCGUCAGUAUGCAGAUGCCUCUCGUAAACAGUACCUAGAGUAUUCUCAGAAAGUGUCAAAUUUAGAAGCUGAGUGUCAAAAACUCCGUCUUAUGCUACAAAAAAAAUCACCUGGUUCUGCUGGUAUGGUGAAUAUGAAGAAUGAAGUUGGAAUGAUGCGAAGAAGAAAGUCAAAUUCUAGCAGGGAAUUGAUCUACAAAAGCAAUCAUAUUGGAAACUCUACUGAUGUGUCAGAGAAAAGUUUUGGCUUAAUGAUCAGACGAUUGCAAGAUCUGGAUGAGGAGAACAAGGCUUUCAAAAGAAUUUUGACCAAGAAAAACUCUGAACUAGAAUCUUCAAGACUUAUGUAUGCCGAAACAGCUUCCAGAUUAUCACAGGCUGAGAUUCUGCUUAGAAAGGUUUCUGAAAAUCAGAAGUGUAUGGAGCUAGCUAGGUGUUAUCCCACAUCAAAUGAACUUCCUUUGAUGUCAAAUUGUGACAUUUAUAGUGAUGAUGAGGCUAUCUCUUCUGGAUCCUGGGCGACUGCUCUUAUUUCAGAACUUGAACAUUUAAGAACAGGGGCUAAAGUUCAUAAAAGUAGUAAAGCCACUGAAGUUUCGGACAUGAGUUUCAUGGAUGAUUUUGUUGAGAUGGAAAAACGAGCUAUAGUUUCUAUUGAUAAACCUAAAAGAGAAUGCUUCUCUGAUAUAAGUGGUAAGGAGUUAGUGCCAGUUGAACAAGAUCAUCUUGGCUUCAGUGAGAGGAAAAAGGAGAUCCAAUUAACUGAAAAAUCGUUUGACUGGCUUCAGAUUGUUUUGAAUGCAAUCUUAGAGGAGAAAAUCAUAUCAAAACGAAGUCUUUAUGAACUGUUUGAUGACAUAAAAAUUGCUUUGGAUUGCAUGAAUCAUCCAACUGCUUCUAAACCUGAUACAGAAGCAGAAAGAGAGCAACGCUUCAAUUCUAAUUCGAGAAAGUCAAUAUACAGGAUUAUCAACCUCAUUGAAGGUAUUGCUCCCAAGUCAUUUAUGUGCAACAAUUGUCCAGAUUGCUUGGAGGAGAAUAAGCAUUCAGACAUAUCACAGUCAUCAACAACCAAAGACUAUUUUGUUCACGUUUUCCAAUGGAAGGUAUCACACUUAAAUCCUCUCCUGCACCAACUUAUUCACACCUGCAAAGAUUUGUUAACAGGGAGAGCUGAUUUUGAAAAUUUUAUUGAGGAAGUAGCAUUUGCUUUGGACUGGAGCAUUAAUAACUGUGCCACCUCCACAAAUGCUGCAAUUGCAAGGGAUAAGAUCAAGAAGCAUUUUAGCAGUCUUUUAUCACAAAAUGAAAAUAAAAUAGAUGACGAAGAUAAACAGUCUUCUCGCUCAGCCUCGUUUGCAUAUCCAGAAGAUCAGUGUGAGCUCUUCAACACAAAGAACAGUCAGUGUGAUCUCCUUGAAGAUAUUAGAAAGUUAAAAGAUGAUUUAAGGAAUGCAAAAACUGCGAAGAAAUACUUGGAAGAAAAGCUGAUGUCAGCAACUGAUGAGAGACAGAACUUGACACAACAAUGUCAAGAAGCACAGAACAACAUCAGAGGUUUAGAAUCAGAGAUUGAGACACUGAAAGAUCAGAUUGAGAAACAAAAGAUCAUAAAUGAAGAUCUUGACACACAGCUUACAAUGGCCCAGGCCAAGUUAAAUGACAUUUUUCAAAAGUUUUCGUCCUUAGAAGUUGAAUUAGAGGAUAAAAAUAAUUCCUGUGAGGAAUUAGAAGCAACAUGUCUGGAGCUUCAACUCCAAUUGGAGAGCAUUGCAAAGAAGGAAUCUCCAACGUAUGGCAGAUACGAAGUAGAAAAGAUAUACCAAACUGGCUGGGAGAUCACAACAGCUUCAACAAAGUUGGCAGACUGUCAAGAAACCAUCCUAAACCUCGGGAAACAACUCAAGGCACUUGCUUCAUCUAGUGAAGUUGCACUUUUUGACAAGGUUGCCACCACAACUAGUACCGUGGCCAAUCCAACCCAGAAGAAGAACUUGAUCAAACGAUCCUCUCUACGAAAUCAAAUGCAAGCUGAGGAUGAAGCUAAAGGAGUGAUCCAUACGUCUGUCCCAACUGAAGAAACUAAAAGAGAAAAAGAUACUCAGAUUCCAUUCCUUCUUCAACCUGACACCGAAAAAUCUCUGCAAAGUCCUAAUAACUUGAUUAAUUCUCAAGAAACAAGUCUCACUUCAGAGAAAAAUGAUAGAAACAAAGCCACAGGAUCAAUGGCAAUUGUUCCUGGUAAAAAACGAGUAGGCUUUGGUUUUCUUAAAAAACUGCUUUCAAGACGAAAGAAAGGGAGGGGUAAGGGAAGCAAGGUAUUAGCCAAAGCAUGA